AUGGUAGUAGACUCUACCCUCCGCUUCUUUUACGACACUCUAAUACUAUUCGGGUCACAAGUUCUCUUCUUCGCCUUUGGCUGGGUAUUUCUCGUAAAGAAGCUAUUCAAAGAUUACGAGUCGUCGACUGACCGUCAUGCUGAGCAGUUGGUUCAGGCGGUGUUCUCGUUGACGUUCAGUAACAGCUGUGCGUUGUUCGAGUUAGUCAUUUUUGAGAUUAUGGAUAUUAUGGAUAGAGAGUCAUCGCAACACUUUGCUGGUGCAUAUACUUCUAUGGGUUUUGGCAAGUGGGAAAUUUAUUCCCAAUCUCAAAGAAUGUUAAUACUUCAGAGACAAUCAGGUAUGAGUCGUGUGGGUGUUAUUGGUGUCACGAUAAUGGCUAUUUUAUCGGGAUUUGGCGCGGUGAAUAGUCCUUAUGCCACUUUGUUCUUCUUUCUUAGACAGGUCACAGACGCCGAUAUACAAUCAGCCGAAAAAAAAUACCUUCAAAUAAUUGAACAAAUCAUGAACAAAAAGAGACGAAUACUAAUUAUACAGACACGUCAAAAAAAUAAUGUCAAUGAACAUAAUAAUAACAGCUCAAGAGUCGGUGGAUUUGUGAUGAAAAUGUUCAACACAGUGGCUAGUGGUAUGGGGAUUGGUGGUGAAAAUAUCGGUACAUUACGACAAGAAAUAACAGGUCUAGAGAACUUGGCGCGUCAAUUAUUCUUGGAUAUUGAUGAUUUACAUCAAGAGAAGGGUCGUCUUGACUAUUCGAAAACAUGGAAAGGAAAAUACUUUAAUUACCUUGGUUACAUUUUCUCUGUAUACUGUAUCUACAAGAUUGUGAUGGCCUCUAUUAACAUUAUCCUCAGCCGAAAUACUGGUCCAGCUUCAGAUCCAAUAACCUAUGGCCUUACACUUGCCAUCAAAUACAUCAAUUUGGAAAUGGACGUGCCAUUCUGGUCACAGCAGUUGAGUUUCUUGUUCGUGGGGUUGAUGAUUAUUUUUUCGAUUCGUGGGUUGCUGAUUCAGUUGUUGAAGUUUUUUCGAGCUGUUUCGAAUUCAGUAUCUCGAAGUAACAUUGUGCUAUUCCUCGCGCAAAUAAUGGGCAUGUACUUUUUGAGUUCGGUGAUGAUGUUGAGGAUGUCGUUACCUGCUGAAUACAGAAUGAUAAUAUCAAAAGUCCUCGGUGCAAUAGAAUUCAAUUUUUACCAUCGCUGGUUCGACGUGAUAUUUCUCGUGAGCGGUAUCGCUAGCGUGGUAUUUCUUUAUUUCGUGCAUCAUGCGAACCGUAGUAACGCGAUGAUUAGCAGCAGUGGUAUUUUUACUUCUGCUACUACUGCAUCUUCUGCAUCCUCGUUUAUUUCAAUGUCGCCUAAUGGAGAGUAUUCGCCAAGUGGGCACAAAAAAAAUUAUGAUUUGGAUAAUAGUAAUGAUAAUCGGCAUUAUACAAGUGGUGGAGGUGGUAAUAGUAAUGGGGGAAAUAGUACUAGUAACAGAUGGAAUGAUCGCGGAUUGUAUUAUCGUGGAUGA
Molecule: messenger RNA, 1515 nt
Organism: Ambispora gerdemannii
Lineage: Eukaryota; Fungi; Glomeromycota; Glomeromycetes; Archaeosporales; Ambisporaceae
Source: the annotation of a GenBank genome assembly